AUGGAUAUGUCAAAAGGUAAAUACGUGUAUUUGGUAGACCCAAAUGGGCACUCCAAAAGCCGGCUGUGGCGCUCCGGCCAUUACUUCACAGAGUGGGCGUUCUUCAAGCCUAAAUUCCAUCUAACGGCGAAGAAAGGCUUCAAGGAUCGUGAGUUGAGGAAGUGGGCAUCUUAUAAACAGUUCUCAACGUGGCUGUUUUAUACAGACAAGGGAGAAGACGUACGCUGCGUAGUUGCCCACCUCCCCUUCCAGAAGGCCCCACCACCCCAGGCACAGUUAGAUCGUGGAGACGACAUCAGUCCCGAGCUGGACAUGAACGCACAGACCGACCUGCCUGAGCUGCCACCUGCCGGACAGGAGGACUCCCUGCACCUGGAGGCACAAGUCGCUCCCACCGUGUCAUCCAACCAGCAAGCGUUGGUACCAGUCGCUCCCACCGUGUCAUCCUACCGGCACCGGCAGGCAUCAGUCACCCUCACCAUGUCAUCCUACCUGCACCCGCAGGCAUCAGUCACCCUCACCAUGUCAUCCUACCUGCACCCGCAGGCACCAGUCACCCCGACCGAGUCCUCCUACCUGCAAGCGUUGGUACCAGUCGCUCCCACCGUGUCAUCCAACCAGCAAGCGUUGGUACCAGUCGCUCCCACUGUGUCAUCCUACCUGCAAGUGUUGGUACAAGUCGCUUCCACCGUGUCAUCCAACCUGCAAGCGUUGGUACCAGUCGCUCCCACCGUGUCAUCCAACCAGCAAGCGUUGGUACCAGUCGCUCCCACUGUGUCAUCCUACCUGCAAGUGUUGGUACAAGUCGCUUCCACCGUGUCAUCCAACCAGCAAGCGUUGGUACCAGUCGCUCCCACUGUGGCAUCCAACCUGCAAGCGUUGGUACCAGUCGCUCAGACCGUGUCAUCCUACCUGCAAGCGGUGGUACCAGUCGCUUCCACCGUGUCAUCCAACCUGCAAGCGUUGGUACCAGUCGCUCCCACCGUGGCAUCCAACCUGCAAGCGUUGGUACCAGUCGCUCAGACCGUGUCAUCCUACCUGCAAGCGGUGGUACCAGUCGCUCCCACCGUGUCAUCCUACCUGCAAGCGUUGGUACCAGUCGCUCCCACUGUGUCAUCCAACCUGCAAGCGUUGGUACCAGUCGCUCCCACCGUGUCAUCCUACCUGCUACCGGGGGAAACAGAGAGCUCCACCUUGUCGUCCUCCCGUGCGUCCUCCCUGACGUGGGUAACAUCCAUGAGUACUGCGGGCUCGCUCUACUCCUGGACAGGCUCAGACACCGACACGUUUAGUCACAAGUCCUCCGCCUCUGCAGGACUCCCCACUGACAAUCCACCAGUGAAGAAGGGCGGGAUCCCUGCAUGGAUGCUAGGUGACCUGAUGGCUGCAGCCCAGGAUAAGGGCUACAGGCUGAACCUGUGUGAGGGGUACCUCAGAGGAGGGUACGGAUCUGUGCUUUUCGGCGCUGUUGGCUCGAAGCAUCUCCUGCGGCACAAGGAGGUGAUGGACUCGGCCAUACAUAACGGCCACAACAAGAUUGCUUUUAAAGUAAUACAAUAUGCGAGCCGCAUCAACGGAAAGACAGUGAUUGACGAAUCACAGGUGUCGACCAUCCAGGCUGAGCUGAUGGUUCUCAACAAGACCAGAGACAAACCGCACCCUAAUGUGCUGAAUCUGUAUGAAACCUGGGUGAAUGAUAUAAUCACCAUCCUGGUGUGCCCCAAAGCGGAAGGCGGCGACUUGUGCUAUUUUGUUGAGGAGAACAAGCCGUGCUGCUGUGAGAACUGGCUCCAGUGCACCUGCACAACUGGACUGCCUGAGAGCGUCGCACGUAACUUCUUCUGCCAAAUCAUCAGUGGGGUCAAGUAUCUUCACCACAAGGGGAUCUACCACCGUGACCUCAAGCUCGAAAACAUUCUGCUGGAUAGGUUCCGCAAUGCAAAGAUAUGUGAUUUCGGGUUAGCCAUCAAGUACCGACGACCUCUUGGUCACUUCAAGGUCCUACGAGAGUGCGUAGGAACUCACCCUAAUAUCUGUCCUGAGGCGAUCCGAGGACACAAAUAUUCACCUAAGCAGGGAGACCUGUACGCCUUAGGGACCCUUUUGCAUCACAUGGGAGUAGGCCGCCGUAUCUAUAACGUGCCAUACAAGGAGGCCAAUGAUGUGCAGGCUAAAGCAGUUCUCAAACAAAUGUACCGAUGGCGGGGCCGGCCCCCCAUCUGCCAGGAGUUUGUCUCAUCAGAUCUCGUCAAGUUGAUCCACGCCCUUACUAAUGAGGAAGGGAACAGGCGGCCAAAGCUAAAGACAGUCCAAAAAUCUCCCUGGCUCCUGAAUGGAGAGAAAACUGCCCCACAUGAGAUCGACGAGGCCUGCUUGGCUCACAGAAAGAAAGUCCUGACAGUCCGGCUGGAGAAAGAAAAGAACCCGGACAAGAUAAGGAGGAUUAGGUUGCUCCUUACGGGCCUGGUCACUGAGGAGCAGACUUCUGGAGACAGAACAUCAGGAGAGGAGGGAAACAGUGGUGACAUGGAGGACAGAACAUCAGGAGAGGAGGGAAACAGUGGUUACAUGGAGGACAGAACAUCAGGAGAGGAGGGAAACAGUGGUGACAUGGAGGACAGAACAUCAGGAGAGGAGGGAAACAGUGGUUACAUGGAGGACAGAACAUCAGGAGUCAGGAGGGAAACAGUGGUGACAUGGAGGACAGAACAUCAGGAGAGGAGGGAAGCAGUGGUGACAUGGAGGACAGAACAUCAGGAGGGGAGGGAAGCAGUGGUGACAUGGAGGGCAGACACAGCAGCAUCCCUGCAGGAACAGCCCAUUGUCACCUGUCAUUAUAGGGGGGACUGAACCAUGGAU
Molecule: messenger RNA, 2859 nt
Organism: Branchiostoma floridae (Florida lancelet)
Lineage: Eukaryota; Metazoa; Chordata; Leptocardii; Amphioxiformes; Branchiostomatidae
Exons: 10
Coding region: 1-2850 (949 amino acids)
Biological process (GO): protein phosphorylation; intracellular signal transduction
Molecular function (GO): protein serine/threonine kinase activity; ATP binding
Source: RefSeq, a predicted model, not a curated record